AUGGCCUCAAUCACCAUGACAGCCUCCUUCCUAGGCGGAGUAAGCGCCUCCGAGCGGCCCUCGACGACUGCCCGGCGCAGUCUGAUUGUUGCCAAGGCUGCGAGAGCCGGCGAAGGUGAUCAAGUGAAGUUGAGUUGCACCAACAAAGAGGCCGGCAAUGGGAGGAGGGACCUGAUGUUUGCAGCUGCAGCUGCUGCUGUUUGCUCCAUUGCAGGUGUUGCAGUGGCCGAAGAGCCAAAGGCUGGGACCCCAGAUGCUUUGAAAAAGUAUGCUCCAAUCUGUGUCACCAUGCCCACAGCUCGCGUCUGCCACAAAGGAAGGUGA
Molecule: messenger RNA, 324 nt
Organism: Nelumbo nucifera (sacred lotus)
Lineage: Eukaryota; Viridiplantae; Streptophyta; Magnoliopsida; Proteales; Nelumbonaceae
Product: photosystem II 5 kDa protein, chloroplastic-like
Source: RefSeq, a predicted model, not a curated record